Molecule: messenger RNA, 3239 nt
Organism: Siniperca chuatsi (mandarin fish)
Lineage: Eukaryota; Metazoa; Chordata; Actinopteri; Centrarchiformes; Sinipercidae
Gene: gja10b
Product: gap junction protein alpha 10 b
Exons: 3
Coding region: 1187-2623 (478 amino acids)
Biological process (GO): cell communication
Cellular component (GO): connexin complex
Source: RefSeq, a predicted model, not a curated record
AAUAAAGUAUUUCUGAUUUCUGAUUCUGAUUCUGAGGUAGCACUAUAUACUGUAUCACCAUGACACAAAUAUUCAAAAAGUGGGCGUUUUACCUCUUUGGACCUCAAACAGUUAUUUGAAUGAAACCAUGUAAGAAGUUUAGAUGGGAAAUCGCUUUUGGUGGAAUGACUAUCAACUCAGAAUUCUGAAGCUUCUGACAAGGGGCCCCAACUAGACACUGUUGUUUUGUACGGCGUCACAAGACAAAAGCCAAUGGUUUAAUCUAACAGUGCACUUUAUUCUAUAAAUUUAGCAAGUAGUUUUAUGUACAUUUUUAAUCUGAGAAGUAACUAGUAACUACAGCGCUCAGAUAAAUGUGGAUGAGUAAAAAGUACAAUAUUUGCAACAUAAAAUGGAAAUGUAGUCAAAGUACAAGUACCUCAAAAUUGUACUCAAGUACAGGAUUUGAGUACAUGUAGUACCACUGCAUUCUACCCAUGCAUGCUAGUUGAACAUGUGAUUCCUAAAACCAUGGGCAUCAAUGUGCUGCUAUAACAGCCUCCACCUAGCUGCGGGGAUUUGCUCCCAUUCAGCCACAAGAGCAUUAGUAAGGUCCAACUCUGAUGUUGGGUGAUAAGUACAUCCUCACAAUCAGUGUUCCAGUUCAUCCCAAAGGUGUUGAGUUUGGGGUUGAGUUUAGGGCUCUGUGUAGGUCAAUCAUUUUCCACACCAAACUGGGAAAACCAUUUCUUUAUGGAGCUGGCUUUGUUCAUUGCAUUGGGCAUUGUCAUGUUGAAACACAAAAGGGACAAACAAACUGCCACAAGGUUGAAAGGACACCAUUGCACACUAUUGUACUUUAUAAGCAAGAAGUUGAACACAUAGUGCAUGGCUGUGUAUUGACAACUCAGUUGGUGCUAUUUCCAGUGUAGUGUCCUGUUAAAAGUGGCAGGGUUAAACUAACCUCAGGGCAUUAUGGUCAUGUGGUGGAUCAAUGGCUUCAAACUGGAGUCCUAGUUUGCAACAGCAUUGAAAUAGUGUCAGCUGCACUGCAUAGUGGGGUCUCGUCUGUCAGGAGGACAAAUGAGCCCCGAUGUCUCCACAAAUUUAUUUGCUCUUUUAUAAUGGCUUUAUGCUGAAGCACACAAGACAAGGACCCUAGAAAACACAUAAUAAUAAUAAUAAUAAGAUAAUAAUGUGACAGAAGAUGGGGGAUUGGAACUUAUUAGGGAGUAUUUUAGAAGAGGUCCACAUUCAUUCCACUAUCGUGGGGAAGAUCUGGCUCACCAUCCUCUUCAUUUUCCGGAUGCUUGUGCUCGGCGUUGCGGCUGAGGACGUCUGGGAUGACGAGCAGACUGAGUUUGUUUGCAACACAGAGCAACCCGGUUGCAAGAACGUCUGCUACGACCAGGCUUUCCCCAUCUCCCUCAUCCGCUAUUGGGUGCUGCAGAUCAUCUUUGUGUCCUCUCCAUCUCUGGUCUACAUGGGGCAUGCAUUGUACCGUUUGAGGACCCUUGAGAAGGAGAGACACAGGAAGAAAGCCUGUCUGAAAGCUGAGCUGGAGGGGACAGACCCUGUCCAGGAGGACCAUAAGAGAAUUGAACGAGAGCUCAGGAAACUAGAUGAACAGAAGAAAGUAAGGAAAGCUCCCCUUAGAGGCUCCUUGCUGCGUACAUAUGUUUUCCAUAUCUUAACCAGAUCUGUGGUGGAGGUGGGUUUCAUUAUAGGUCAGUGUGCUCUGUAUGGCAUUGGACUGUCUCCUCUGUACAAAUGUGAGAGGUUGCCUUGCCCUAACAGUGUUGAUUGUUUUGUGUCACGGCCAACAGAGAAGAACAUCUUCAUGGUUUUCAUGCUGGUUAUUGCUGGAGUUUCUUUAUUCCUCAACCUCCUGGAGAUUUUCCAUUUGGGGGUGAAGAAGAUCAAACAAAGCUUGUAUGGAUACAAAUAUGGAGAUGAUGACAGUGUGUACAGAUCAAAGAAAAACUCCAUGGUGCAGCAGGUUUGUGUGCUCACUAACUCCUCACCACAGAGGUUGAUGCAGCUCACACAGAUGACCUGCUCUAUUGUGUCUGAUGCUCGUGGAGAGACUCUGCCAUUGAAUUUGGCCCCAAUGGCCAAUCAGGAGGGGUCUAACCAGCAGCCUGCACAGAUGUAUCUGCCGAGCCAAGUUGACAUCCAGGGUCUACAGCAGCUGGGGUCUGUGGAGCAUCGCUACACUCUGGACAACAGGAAGCCCUCAAGCAGCAGUGAUGAGUCAAAUGGACCUCACGGCUCGGGCCAGCCACAGUAUACAGGACCUCGACCCACAAUGAUGGCCAGCCACAUGGAGAUCCCAGCAGCCUUGAGGAACCCACAGAGGAAGCAGAGUAGAGUGAGUGUUUGUAAGGAGCUCAGUGACAUGAGCGAUUCUCCGGAGAGUGACCACUACCCAACAGCCAGGAAGUGCAGUUUUAUGUCCCGAGGACUGUCGGAGGGCAAGCUGGCCACUCCGUCUGACAGCGCAGGUUCUCAGAGUGGAACAGACGUUGAGGCCCAGCACCUCAACCAGGGAGAGAGUCCGGUGGUGACCCCGCCGCCUCCAUCCAGCGGGAGGAGGAUGUCCAUGAGUAUGAUUCUGGAGCUGUCUUCAAUCAUGAAAAAGUAAAUUGAAAAUUACUGUUUUUGGAUCAAGCUAGAGGCAUAUGGGAGUUCUAAGGGGCUGAUGGAUCCUGAUCGCAAAGCGACUCUUAUCCUGUCUCUCAACUGUAACUUUAUGUUUUCACAGUAUGUUUAUACAGAAUGUAUUGUGCAUGGACAACUUCAGUUCAAAUAUGUUAUAAAUAUGACAUUCCACAGACAAAAGACGCUUAAUAAUUUGCUUCAUGUACUGUAAAAAACAGUUUGGUCUAGACCUGCUCUAUACGAAAAGUGCAAUGAGAUAACUUCUCUUAUUAAUUGGCGCUAUAUAAAUAAAACUGAAUUGAAUUGUACAGUUGAUAUCUCCAGCAUCUGCUAUUUUUAUAUUGAUAAUUUGCAAACUACUUGCUAUUUACUAUAGGUUUGUGGGUAGUUUUUGGAGACCAUAAAUCAAAUAAGAAUCAAAAUGAUAUUUGGCUCAAAGCAUAAGUGACUGCUCAUAAAUUGAGAUCAAUAGCCUGUUGAGAAAAAAGGGCUCUACAAAUUCAACAUUUUGUUUUUUCUGAGAGUAGCCUAAUAUUGUUUCUGAAUAUAUCUGAAAAAUUUAAGCUUUUAAUGUGAAUGUGUCUGUUGUCCUGUUGUUU